Molecule: messenger RNA, 1185 nt
Organism: Melopsittacus undulatus (budgerigar)
Lineage: Eukaryota; Metazoa; Chordata; Aves; Psittaciformes; Psittaculidae
Product: hydrocephalus-inducing protein-like
Exons: 12
Coding region: 1-1185 (394 amino acids)
Biological process (GO): cilium movement; axonemal central apparatus assembly
Cellular component (GO): axoneme
Source: RefSeq, a predicted model, not a curated record
AUGCCUUUCUGCAGUGAUAUUUUCACCAUUGUGCCCAUGGAGGGAGAUAUCUUGCCAAAUUCUUCACUUGAAAUCAAUGUGAUCUUUAAGCCCAAAGAAGCCAGAGUCUACCAAGAGGCAGCCUACUGUGACAUCUCAGGCUGUGAGACCAGGCUGCCCCUGUGCAUCAGCGGGGAAGGCGUCGGGCCCCAGGUGGAACUCAGCUGCGACCAGGUGCUCCUGCUCAACAGAGGAGUUCCUGAGGCUCCCUUCAGCGUGGUGUAUCCGGAGAGAGCUCUGGACUCCUGCUACGAGGUGGCUCUGCGUGGGGAGGCCUCAGGCAUCAGCUACCUCCUGGACACCACCGAGAUCGACUGCGGGCUGCAGGUGUUUAACAAAGUCUCGGAAGCAGCAGUGACCCUGCAGAACAGUGGGAAGCUCACUGCAGCCAGCCCUCUGCCUGGCGUGCCCCUGGUCGUGCCCAGCAUGGGUUACGUUGAACCUGGCAAGCAGCAAGUGCUGAAAGUCUAUUACCUGCCAGGAGUGCCUGGAGUCUUCUGCAGGGCUUUCCAGAUCCAAGUGGGUCACCUGGAGCCAGCAAAAAUCUGCCUGAAAGGAGAAGGGACCUUUCCCAGGAUCCACUUGGACCUGCCCAGGAACAUCAAAGGCAACGCCAAAUAUGAGAAGAUCCUCCAAAAGGCCCAAGAAAAGCUGGACAAAGGCAGCCAGAGAGACGAGGCCAUUGCUCUGGGGGAGGCUGUGGCAGCCGAGCCCUGCAUGGACGACUCAGGCACCAUGAUCAGCUUUGAUAACUGGGCAGGGAGAGACACUGGUGUUCAUUUCUUUGGAGCUAUGAUCCUGCCUGAGAGAGCAGGAAGUGUCCCAGACACUGAGCAAGCUGAGCUGCCCGAAUACAUCCUGGACCUUGGCUAUGUCGUUCCCGGUGACAUCCACACACACAUGGUGAAGAUCACCAACACUGGGCACUUCCCUGCAUCUUUCCGUGUCGAUGGAUAUGUCCUGUAUAACACAGGCUUCAGCGUGUGCCUGGAGCGUGUGAAGCGCCUGCCCUCCUGUGAGAGCAAGACAUUUGAAGUGUGCUUCGACCCACAAAGUGCCAACGUGCCCCUGGGAAAAGUGGAUGUGCUCCUGCCCAUCAAGAGGAGGCCCCACAUUCCAGGUCCGCCUCCGUGCCAUGGUGGCUGA